CGCUGUUAGCGGUGGUGGGAUUCAGUGUGGCAGCAGAGGGGAAGGAAGCAAAUCUGGGGAUAUCUGGGUGAAGGGGAGUCGGUGAAAACCCCCGGACUUAAACCGGCAGUGAAUCCCGACGAAUCCCGAUUGUUUUCCCAGCGCGGGCUUCUCUCCCGGCGGACACCGCUCCUCUGCCCGUGUGUCCCCGCAGCUGGCUGCGCUUUUCUCCUCCCAGGAUCCGCACAGGUGGUUGAACUCUGUGCUGUGCUGGAGCUGGACUGAGCUGCUGUUAGCAGACCAAAGAUGGAGCAGUUGUCAGAUGAGGAGGUGGAGGUCAGGGAGGAAGAGGAUGAGGAAGAGGAGGACAGCGACAAGGAAGACCAGGACCUGGACAAGAUGUUUGGAGCCUGGCUGGGAGAGCUGGACAAGCUCACACAGAGUCUGGAUGACGGUCGCCCGGAGCAGCCUCCUCAGCAGAAAGCUCCUCUCAGACAGGAGACCAACAUGGCCAACUUCUCCUACAGAUUCUCCAUCUACAACAUCAACGAGGCGUUAAAUCAGGGCGAGAACGUGGAUCUGGACGCUCUCAUGGCCGACCUCUGCUCCAUCGAACAGGAACUCAGCACUGUCAACGCCAAGCCGAACAGCGCCGGCAGUUUGGCUCGCCUGGGGCUGACCGACACCAAGGUGCGUCAGAAGCCUCCCGCAGGCCGCAGUGGCAGGCAGCAGCCAGCAGGGAGCGGCAGCAACGGCGGCAGUGGAGCUGGCAGCAGCAAUAACAGCGUGAGCGGCGGCGGGGGCAGCAGCGGCGCCAGCAGCAGCAGCAGCAGCACCAGGGCGUCGCCUGCCGGCACAAUCAGAGCUCCCGCCGGGAAUCAUGGGAGACCGGCGCUGGCCUCUAACUUCAGCCUGGACGACAUCACUGCACAGCUGGAGAAGGCGUCUCUCAGCAUGGACGAAGCUGCUCGUCAAACCUCGUCUCACUCCCUCAGCUCCGCCUCCACGUACACGUCGGCCACGAUGCGGCGACCGGGGACCUCGCAGCGGCAGCAUCGGCGCACGGGGUCGGUCGGCACGGUCAGCGAACACGAGGCGCGUUCCAUCGUCCACUCGUCUCGCUCCUCCGUCACGUCGGCGUCCGGCGUCUCCGUGAACUCCGCCUCGUCCAUGGACUCGCUGGACAGCGUCCUGCGCUCCAGUGAUUCUGACGGUCAGCAGGUGUCGCUGCAGGCCGAGGGCGCUCGUCCAGGUCAUCACAGCACAGAGCACUCCUAUCUGGACAGGGAAACCUCUCUGAUUCUGAGAAACAUAGCAGGAAAACCCUCCCACCUGCUGACAAAGGAGGAGCAGGGCGCCAAGCUGAAGGCGGAAAAUAUCCGAGUGGCCCUGGAGAAGAUAAAGGAGGCGCAGGUGAAGAAGUUGGUGAUUCGUGUUCAUUUGUCAGACGAGAGCUCAAAGACGAUGAUGGUGGACGAGAGACAGACUGUCAGACAGGUUCUGGACAGUUUGCUGGAGAAAUCUCACUGUGGCUACAGUCCAGACUGGUCACUGGUAGAAACCAUCAAUGAGCUGCAGAUGGAGCGGAUCUUCGAGGACCACGAGAACCUGGUGGAGAACCUGCUGAACUGGACCCGGGACAGCCAGAACCGCCUGAUGUUCACGGAGCGCAUCGAGAAGUACGCUCUGUUCAAGAACCCACAGAACUAUUUGCUGGGUCGGAAGGAGACGUGCGAGAUGGCAGAAAGAAACAAAGAGGCUCUGUUAGAGGAGUGUUUUGGCGGGAGUUCGGUGUCCGUGCCAGAGAUGGAGGGAGUACUGUGGCUCAAAGAGGAUGGGAAGAAGUCGUGGAAGAAGCGCUACUUCCUGCUGAGAGCCUCUGGAAUCUACUACGUCCCUAAGGGCAAAGCAAAGGCGUCCAGAGACCUGGUGUGUUUCCUCCAGCUGGAUCACGUCAAUGUUUACCUGGGUCAGGAUUACAAGAGCAAGUACAAGGCUCCGACAGAUUACUGCAUGGUGCUGAAGCACCCACAGAUCCAGAAGAAGUCUCAGUACAUCAAGUAUCUCUGCUGUGACGAUGUCAGAAACCUCCAACAAUGGAUCAACAGCAUCCGCAUUGCCAAGUAUGGGAAGCAGCUGUACAUCAAUUACCAGGAAGCAAUGAGGAGAACAGAGGCGGCUUACGAUUGGUCUUCACUCUCGUCUUCUUCCAUCAAAUCAGGAUCCAGCUCCUCCAGCCUCCCAGAGUCCCAGUCCAACUCCAGCCAAUCAGACAGUGGCGUUUCAGAGAUGACUUCCACAGGCCACACCCGCUCCCAGAGUGUCGUCAGCUCCAUCUUCUCUGACGCCUGGAGGAGAGGAACGCAAGGAGAGAUGAUGAGGAUGGACUCUAUCAGUAGGCCCAUUCCUAUCCAGAUCCCCAGCCUCUCCCAGCAGCCUCUUCCGCUCUCUCAGUCUCAGACUCCGCCCUCCAGGUCCAGCUACACUGAGGGGCUUGUCCCAUCUGAGGAUUCCUCACCAUCACCGCCGUCGCCCCCUAUACCUCCCCCUCCUCCACCCAUUGCAAGUGUGGCCCAUCAGACGGCACCAACUUCCUCCUCAUAUGUCAAGUACAGCACACUGGCUCGCCUGCAGAACCAGAACCAGGCCAGGACACCACUGCCAGGACUAACGCUAUCCGCCCAGUCCGCCAAAACAAAUUAUAAUACUCUUCCAACUGUUCAUACCACCUUCCCUCAGUUACCACCAUCCCCUCCACCUCCUCCUCCACCCACCGAACCGGCUCCAGGCUCAGCCAUGGCUGCAUUGAAAUUUGGUCCACCGAGCCCUUCCUCUGUUCUGCCACCCCCACCCCCGCUGGAGGAAGAGGAUCACGAUCCCAACUUCCUUCCACCACCUCCUCCUGAAAGCCUGGAGACCAACGGGUUGCCACCUCCUCCUCCUCCAGAGACCAUCCUCAAUGCCUGUACUCAACUUUCCAACUCUGGCCUCCAACAGUUCCUGUCACAGAAAUUCCCAAACAUGGUGUACGACUUUGCCCUGUCAGUACCUGAUGAGAAUUCUCCUCCUCCUCCUCCCCCUCCUCCAGGAGAACUUUCUCCUCCCACAUCCCUGCAAGUGCACAGGCCUCUGUCGCCCAGUGCGCCCCCUCCUGCACCUCCCAAAACAUUCACUGUUGGAUUUUUUCCACCGCAAACUGCUCCCAAACCUUCUGGCCCUUCUUCUCUUCCUCUUGCCCUCUCACCUGUGUCACCAUGUCCACCCAACAGCAGCCAUGGACCAUUUAAAAAGCAGCAAAGUUUCUCAACAGGACAUUCGCCCAACCAGCCACCUCCUACUCUUCCAAAGCAGCACAGCCUCUCCUCCAAAAACCUUACCCUCUCCCCUUCUGCGUCUUCUUCUUCUGUCUCCAUUGCAGCUGCUACCUCUUCUUUGGUCAAACAGAUCGUCAAUCAGUUCCCAGGUAAUGCAUCCACCUCCUCUCUUCCUUCCCCCAACUCCAUUGACGGAUACAAGUUCUCCGCUCCUCAGUCUCCUCCAGCAGUCAAGGCCAAACCAAAGUGGCAGCCAGGAGGAGUGAUGGGUCCACAGUCCCCAGAGUUUCCCCCACCUCCUUUUGACAGCUCUGUAGGAGACUUCCCCCCUCCUCCAUCUGCAUCUUCCUCCAAGACAGGCUCCCCUAUAAAGAAGUCACCCUCCACCUCCUCCACAGGAUCCAACAAGCGAGGGCCUCCACCAACGCCACAGAGAGCCUCUUCCAUGCGUGCCAAUUCAGGCGACACGCAAGAGGAGAGGCCAAAGAAGGUGGAGAGUCUGGUCAACAAAUUUGGCCAAGCUCCUCAGACGGGAACCUCGUCCAGCUCCUCGUCAGCAACCGGUUCUCCUUCAAAAGAUUCCUCUACACUUCCCGCUCCGCUCCCUAAACCAGGGAAGCUGAACUUGGCAAACCUCCCAUUGGUGCUCCAGGGGCUGCAAACAGGCCAGCACCAUCAGCCUACAGAUUUCACCACACCGCCUCCCCCACCUCCGCCCUCCCAGCCUCUCCACGUUGACUCGUCUCCCGACUACUUCCCACCUCCCCCCAGUGACUUUGAGCUCUUCCCGCCUCCCCCUCACCCGUCAGAGUUUCAUCAUCCCCCUAAAGUAGCCGUGGUGAAUCCGCAGCCUCAAAUGCAGCAGCAGCAACAGUCGGCGACGUCCAUUUUAUCAUCGUCGUCGUGGAAACAAGGCUCGCUGAAAAAAGGGGCGGUCCCUCCUCCGUCACUAAGCCGGCGGACGAGCAACACAUCCCAGUACGACAACACAAUUUCACUUCCCCUCUCUCCACCGCCUCUGUCCCAGACGCCGCCGCCGUCUCUGUCCUCUUACUCCUCCUCCCCCUCUCCUGUUCCACCCACCUCCCCAAAAUCAGCAGGGCCCAGCUCCCUGACACUAAAGCCCCACUUCCUGGAGGACCUGAACCGCACGCUCAAGAGGAAGUCGAUGUCUCGCCAUGGCUCGCUCACCUCUACCCAACUCAUACCUUCCUCAAAGAUGGAGCCCAUGGGCACCAUGGACGACAUGGCGCUCCUCCCGCCGCCGCCCCCCGAGCUCAUGCAGCAGCAGCACGGUGUCCGAGGACAGUCCCACACGUUGUCUCGCCACCACUCGCACUCCCAGUCCGCCAAACACGCCAACAUCUCAGGCUAUGCAACGCUGCGGCGAGGUCCGCCUCCCGCUCCUCCGAAAAGGGACCAAAGUACUAAACUGACCAGUGACUGGUAGAGAGCGGGGGACACUGGGGUGGAGCCUACAACAAAUGAACUAUGACUAUUUAGGUCUUGAUAUUCAAUGUCUGUCUUGACUUGUUCGUCUCUCCUCAUCCUUAACCGUCCACCAUUGGAUUUCUCUGAGCAAGUAGCAAGCGAUGUUUCCUACUCGUAACCGCAGAUAACAAACUGUUCCUAUUAUUAUCCUCAUUAUGAAUAUCAUUACCCGUACAUGUUUAACCCAAUGACAUGAGUUAAAGAAUAUAUAUAUAUGUAUAUAUGCAGUAUAUAUACAUGUAUAUCUGUAUACAAGCAAGCCAGAAAAAAAAUCACCUAUCAAGCUUUUUUCACGACGUCUCCGCUUUGCAUUGAAAAAAAUAUACGAAAAGACGAGACUUGAACGGCAACAGAGACAAUGUGCUGCGGAAUAACUGGUACUGCAUGGAGCCGUGGCAACGGAGGCAACGUCACAGAUGAAGGGAUUAACGGGGAAGGAACGUGAAAGUGAGGUGAUGUGUAUAGAAAUGUUGGGUAGGGGGGCGGGGGAGCGGGGCACUUAUAGAGGGAGCAUUGCCAUUCAUUUCAACCUUUGUUUGUGUGUGUGUUUUUAUAUAAGAUUAUUUAAUACUGGAAAGAUAUUGUUAUUAUUAUAGUUAUUUUAAGUUUUUAAGAAGAGAACCACACUAGCGUACAGCUAGUUGCACUCCAUUUUUAUUUAUGGGAUAGUUCCGUUUUUUGUUUCAAGUCUGGUUGUAAGAGAUGUUGACACGUUCUUGACACUAAGUGCUGACACUUCCAGCCAGGACAGAAGGGAAAAUAGGUUUUAGCCACUUAAAGGAAUACUUCACCGAUUUGCAUUUAGAUUUGUAUUACUAGAAUAGGGCUAGUAUUUUUGAAAAAUCGUGCUUCCCAACCUCAGUUUCCCCUGAGUCGAAAAAUAUCUUCAUUUUUUUCUUUGUUACGUGCUCACCAGUGACACUUGGUCCUGUUAGCGUAACUGUUAGCAAAGAUGGUGGACACUGUUUACUUUCUGUGAAUGAGGUCCCGCCCCCCUACGACUGGGUCUGAAAAGUGCAGGAUUAGCGUUGCCGCUUCAAGCUGAAACUGCAGAAUGUAAACAGUGUCCGCCAUCUUUGCUAACCGUUACGCUAACAGGACCAAAUGUCACCGGUGGGGAUUUAACAAAAUUCUAGUAAUACAAAGCUAAAUGCAAAUCUGUGAAUUAUUCCUUUAAUAGAAGGAUUACCUAAUACAAUCUAUGGCUGUUUGUAGCCUUUUGCUAAACUGCUAAACUGCCUUUUCUGACUGGAAAAUGACGUUUGUAAACAUCGUCAUACAAAAGUGGACUUUGGUGCUGUUAGAAAAGCGCUGCACUAAACAUCAUCCUAAGAUAAUUGUAGACCAAGGGUCUCAACCACAAAUGACCUAGGGGCUAGUAAGUGUCUAGUUUGGUGAAGGGGGACAAAAACUCAAACUUUGUGAGAAAAAGAUAAUGAUAUUUCACAGAAUUUCAAAAUAAAAGUGUUUGUUAUGAUAUAGUUCACAAUAUAAACAUAUUUAUGAUGCCAAAUUAGUCUAUUAAUUCAAAAAAAGAUACAGAAACAACUCCUUAUAACUUGAUAUUAAGUGGCAGGCCACAUGAAAUUAAAUUGGGGGGCCUCUGUUUUAGACUUAAGGGUAUAUUUUAUUAGGUGAGCCUUUUUUUAAGUGGCUAAAAUCUGGUUCAUGAUUAUGUAUCAACGUCUCAUUCAAUCUCACUUCAAAGAAACCUGAACUGUCGUUUUCAGCUAAUUUGAUUCAAAUAUAUUUUCCUUAACAUUUUGAGCUCCGUAGCUGAUUGGUUGUUCUUCUAUGGGAUUUAAGACCUCGUGCUUAAAUCCACAUUCAUUUUACACGUAAGGUUGAGCUCAGAUUACAUACAGUGGGUUUAAAAUCCAAAUCAGUUUUAGUGUGUUAAAGAUUUUUUAUACCAGAGGGAACUAUGGUUAUUUCCAUGUCUUCCCUUCCCUCUUAAAAAAAAAAGAAUUAUCUGAGUUCAGCCUAAGCACAUGAGUCAGUUUCCACAUGUUCACGUUUAAACGGACUUAUUUCAUUCAUCGUUUUGUUCUCAGCUUUGCCGUUUGGUGUUUGUUGGCUUGUAGACCAAGCAGCUACAGUGAACUGUCUGAAAGAAGGUGAUCAUCUCUUUGCAAGUAAAUAAAUCAGUCGAUUGUUUGUCAUCUUA
Solea solea (common sole) is the source of this 6951-nucleotide messenger RNA. RefSeq names its product ras-associated and pleckstrin homology domains-containing protein 1-like. NCBI's taxonomy places the organism in Eukaryota, Metazoa, Chordata, Actinopteri, Pleuronectiformes, Soleidae. The record is from RefSeq and is a predicted model, not a curated record. Gene Ontology annotation, cellular component: cytosol; plasma membrane. The transcript is spliced from 20 exons. Gene Ontology annotation, biological process: signal transduction. Bases 286 to 4743 code for a protein of 1485 amino acids.